AUGAAGCAGGCUCCCGGGCGCCGCAGAGGCUCUUUCCAGGGUAGGCGCCCGCUCAAGGUGGAGCCCAAGGAACAGAUGCUCGCGAAGAAGGCGUUUCACCACCUGAAGACGAUCAAAAAGGAGAUAAAAAAAUCCAGGGAGUUUGAGGUGCGCAAGAUACUGCGCCGCAUCAAGCAGGCCAAGGACCAGCAGGCCAAGGGAGACCCCAGCGGCGAUGCUGCGGCUACAGCCAAGGCGGGAGUGCAGAAGCUGGAGGCCCAGCUUGCACUUGCCAAGGCAGCCGAUGUGGAGCGGCUUGCAGCCCAGGCAGCCCGCGCAUGUGGGCUGCAGGCCCCAGCACCGCAGCAGCUGCAGCAGCAGCAGCAAGGCCCGACCGUUGAGGCCCAGGAUGCGGGCGUGCCAGCCCCUCCUCAGGGGCAACAGCGCGGUGCUGCUGCCGCAGCCGCUGGCGGCAGCCAAGCGACGCUGCAGCAGGUGGUAGAGGGCCGCAUCCUGGGAGCCAAGGCGGUCAAGGAUCGGCUGGCCGAGGUGCAGAAGGAGAUGCAGCGGUUGGAGGAGGAGGCGGCGCAGCGCGAGGCGGCGGCAGCAGCAAGAGCGGCAGCAGCGCCAGCCCCUGGAGGUGGCACAGCAGCAGAGGCUGGAGACGGGCAUGCUGCAAAGCAGCCAGGCAGCCAGAAGCGCAAGAAGCACGAGGAGGAGGAGGAGGAGGAGCAGCAGCAGAAGAAGCAGAACAAGCGUGCAGCAGGGGCGGCGGUGGAUGAUGUGGCGGCGGGGGCGCUGGCAAAGCUGCUGGGCACCCGUGGCGCUCGUUCGGCGCCGCCAGCCGCGGCCGAGGGCGGCAGCGACAGCGAGGACGACUCUGGUGUGUUUGAGUCUGGCAGCGACGACGAGCGGUGGCUGAUUGACAGCGAUGAAGAACAGUCACUGCAGAGCGGCGGCGGCGGCGGAUCUGAGGAAGAAGAAGAUGGAGAGCAGUUGGGCAGGGACGUGGCGAGCCAGGUCAGCGCCAGCGAGGGAGAGGAUGACAGCAUUCAAAGCGGCAGCGACGACGAUGCUGCGGGCGGCAGCCCUCCAACCACCAACCGGAAGCGGCAGCAGGGCCAGGCUGCCAAUGGCAUCCAGCAGAAGGGCAAACAGCAGCAGCUGUUGCCCAAGCAGCAGCAGCAGGCAAAGCAGGAGCAGAAGAAGAGCAAGGCGCCUCCCAAACCCAAGAACCGGCUGGGGCAGCGGGCGAGGCAACGCUUGGCGGCCAUGCAGUUUGGCCGCGCGGCCAAGCACCUGCAGCAGGAGCAGCAGCAGCGGCAACGCGACAAGCCAGCCGCAAGCCGCGUGGCGCCGCUGCAGCAGAGCAAGGCAGUGGCAGAUGCAGCGCCCCUGCACCCCUCGUGGGCCGCCAAGCAAGCGCAGAAGCAGAAGCUGCAGAUGAGCAUCUCAAGCGGGGCGGCGGCAGCCAAGAAGAUCGUGUUUGAUGAUGAGGGAGGGCAGCAGAAGCAGCCAGAGCAGCAGCGGCAAGGGCGCAGCAGCGGCAGCAGCGGCAGCCACCACAGGGGUUCACAGCAGCGGCAGAGCGUGCCCGGCAAGGGUGCCGCAGCAGCCAAGCCUCUGCAUCCCAGCUGGGAGGCCAAGAAGCGGCAGCAGGCGCAGCAGAAGCAGCUGCUGCAGCCGGGCACUGGCACCAAGAUCACCUUUGAUGAUGAGUGA
This is a messenger RNA of Chlorella variabilis, 1701 nucleotides long. RefSeq lists its product as hypothetical. The transcript has 5 exons. The record is from RefSeq and is a predicted model, not a curated record. Lineage: Eukaryota; Viridiplantae; Chlorophyta; Trebouxiophyceae; Chlorellales; Chlorellaceae. Bases 1 to 1701 code for a protein of 566 amino acids.